This is a messenger RNA of Pogona vitticeps (central bearded dragon), 1368 nucleotides long. The record is from RefSeq and is a predicted model, not a curated record. Lineage: Eukaryota; Metazoa; Chordata; Lepidosauria; Squamata; Agamidae.
AUGACUGUCAGUCAACAGAAGAGAGUGCAGACUCCAAGAUCGGCCUUUGUUGUGCCGGACUACAAACAGGAGUUCACAAUCUGUGUGGAUACAUUAAGCGUCGGACUUGGAGUGGUGCUGUGCCGAGCGGAUGACAGUGGGAAUCUGCACCAAAUGACUCUGAUCAGCAGGAAAUUCCAACCUGCUAUCCUGAACAAGAAGGAGGAGCGGGGCGCGCGGACCUUCUUGCAAGGCCGGUUGCAGCCGCUGCCCUCACCCGCAGGGGGCGCUGCAGCUAAACCCGACCUGGCGCCGGCUUGCUGCUGGAGGCGCUUUGGCGAGGAGGCGGCGGCGCUGGCGGCAGCCCUGCAGCGGCACCAGUCCACAGCCUCUAAGGCUCCAGACCUCUGGGACUCGGAAUCGGUCCUUAGCGAGGAGCAAGAAGGCGACAAGGAGGAGGAGGAAGAGGAAGGAGAGGGCUGCAAACCUCCUCCCAUCGCCCCGAGGCCGCGUGAAGGAUUGCCCUGUGGCGGCAGCAUCCAAUCUUUGCCUGAAGGCCCAAGCAGGGAGCUGCCGUCGGAAGAGACCCCAAACCAGUCCGCCACGGGACUCAGAGACAGCGAGCUGUCAGCCCGAAAUUCAGAUCGCAGACACUCGGAGGAGAUUGAGGAGGAGGAGGAAGACCACUGGAACAACACGGCGGGCGGUAAGUGUUUCAAGGGACUGUCAGAAGACGAAGAUGUGACGACUGCUAGCGCGGCCCCGAUGGCCGCCUCUACCGCAGCUCCGAAGCCGCGCAAGAAGCGCUCCAGGGCGGCCUUUUCCCACGCGCAAGUCUUCGAACUGGAGCGCCGCUUCAACCACCAGCGCUACCUAUCCGGGCCGGAGCGCGCAGACCUGGCCGCCUCGCUGAAGCUCACCGAGACGCAGGUGAAAAUCUGGUUUCAGAACCGGCGCUACAAGACCAAGCGGCGCCAGCUAGCAGCAGAUCUCCUCUCCUCUGCGCCGGCCGCCAAGAAAGUCGCCGUCAAGGUGCUAGUCCGCGACGACCAAAGGCAGUAUCACCCGGGCGAGGUCCUCCGGCCGCCGCCGCUCCUCUCUCUGCAGCCUUCCUAUUAUUACCCGUACUACUGCCUUCCAGGCUGGGCCCUCUCGGCCUGUGCCGCGGCCGCCGGGGGCACGCAGUGACAAGCUCGGUGGGAACCCCUCGCUUCUGAGUGAGAGAAAAACUCGCGCCUUGUUGGAACACUUGGACACGGAGAUGGGGAACAAGCAGGAGGAAGAAGAACCACACGCUUGGCUCACUCGAAUCCUGACCCAGAAUCCCAGCUCAAGUCCUCGUCCCUCGGUUUCUGCCCCACCCCACCCCACCGGAGUGGGGUCUCCGGU